AUGGUACACGUACGACUUAACGAGCGGGAGACAAACCCAAAUCCCUACAUCAACUUCAUUUCAGUUCUGCCUGUGUCAGAUACGCGUCCGCAAGAGGAAGCUAGGCAGCUUAUGCGAGCUCUAGCCGCUCAAAUAAAGCCAGUCAUGAAAGGACAUGGAUUUUCCAUUAAUAGUUUUGAAGAGUAUGAAUAUAAUCGCGUAUUCGCAGGCAGAAAUUGGAAUAACGGCGAGACAGUAGAACUAGUAUUGCGAGGAGUGAACGGCCUCUUGCUCCCAACCCAUUGGUUAAUCAGUACUUUAUGUCAUGAGCUCGCGCACAUCCAACACAUGAACCAUGGCCCUGCCUUUCAAGCCCUUUGGAAGCAACUUCGUAACGAAGUUAGAAACUUACAAGUCAAAGGAUAUUACGGCGACGGUUAUUGGUCGGCUGGUACGAGGCUCGUCGACUCCGCUCGGGUUGAUGGACAUGGCCCUGAGAGUGGAGAUUUCCCAGAAUACAUGUGUGGUGGCGCUCAUGCCCGCGCCCGUCCUGCAUCUCUCCGCCGACGCCGCCCCUAUAAAAAAGCGGGUCCUGGGAACCAUACCGGUGCUCAAACGGCUAAGCAACGCAAGCCAGGCUCCCGAAUAACUGCUCAAGGCGCAUUUACAGGGGACGGAGUAGCGCUGGCUAAUGAUGCCAACGGUGAGCAGAAAAAUGUGGGUGUAGGAUUUCGAAAGAAAGCGGCCAGCAAGCGUGCUAGGGAAGAACGAGCGCAUGCGGCGGAAAAGAGGAUACGUCAAUUAUGUGGCUCUGGAUCUGGAUCUCUCCCUUCAAAGGAUGAGGAGCAAACUAUCGAUCUCGACACCGACACUGAAGAUGACGGUUCUGCUGAAACAGAUCAAGACCGACGACGGAUAAUGGCAGAGACAAUGGGCGGCCAGGACCUCGAUAAUAUGAAAUCACAAAACCAUAACUUUUAUGCUGACUUCAAACUGCCUUCUCGUGCAAUGGAUUGUGCGAAAGUGGAUUCUCGGAGCUUGGGAUCUUGUGACGUUAAAUUCAUUUCGAACGGCUCAGGUUCAACGGAUGGGAACUCGGCAGCUGGACCGUCUGUCCGGAAGCAGCAGUCCAUCAUCGACCUUACAACAAAUGAUCUUACAGGAAAUGCCAAAGAAUCUCGCAAACAUGAAGCUGAGGAAUUUCGCCCAAGUAAAAGAGCAAAGCCUUCACACACCCUGCAUUUUUUUUUGGCAGAAGAUGAGCGUCCAAAUUCUUCACGGGGUCACCGGGAAAUGGUUGACAGUGAACUUCGACUGAGGAAAAAUGAAACCUCGGGCCUCAUUGCGGCGGCGUCCAGUCACGGGCUAGGUGGCCGUGAUGGUGAUAAGUGCAGCCGAGAAACAGAUCGAGGGUACUGGCCGUGUUUGGGAAGCAGGCAUAAUGAUGCGGAGCAUCUUGCUUGUUCUGCAUGUAGUACGCCUCGUGGUGACGAGACGUGGAAGUGA
Molecule: messenger RNA, 1485 nt
Organism: Serpula lacrymans var. lacrymans S7.9
Lineage: Eukaryota; Fungi; Basidiomycota; Agaricomycetes; Boletales; Serpulaceae
Exons: 10
Coding region: 1-1485 (494 amino acids)
Source: RefSeq, a predicted model, not a curated record